AUGAUUGAACCCAAGAAUGCUCUACUACUGAGCUACAUUCCCAUUUCCAUUUUACUUUUUUUCUGGAACAUAUGAAGUACAUAUAUGAAGACAUGAAUUGGUGUUCAAAAACUUUGUAUAAAAUCAGAGAUGUGGAAAAUUGUGCUCUAUAUGUGUAAUAAGAAUUGUAAUGCAUUCCACUGUAAUAUAUUUAAAAAAAAUAAAAAUUCCACUGGAAACCAUCACCAACAGAUUAGAUUGCAUACAAAACAGAACUUGAAUCCUUGAGGACAGACCUUCAACUUCAGGCCUCCAAGACAGGGCAAAGGCUCUCAGAUGGGGGUGUUCUUAUGGCCAGCAUGGAGGUGGCAGGACCAGCCCACGGAUCUGGUCACCCAACCAGAGGGCUGAAAGUCCAGGGAGGGAGCAGAGGCCCCGCAGGGGUUACUGCGCCCUGGCAACAAGUUCCUGGUCAAAGCCCAGGCCGGCCUCUACAUUUGAGGCAGAGUGCCAAGGGUGUCAGGAACCUUGCGCUGCCCAGAAUUCUGAAUGCUUUGGUCAUAAUUGACCCCCACAGUGCUCCAGGACAUUCAGCUGGAAGGUGGAUGGCCAUAGAGUGGUUUUCAGGGAGGAGCUGAUGGCUCUCUGAAGCUCUAGCAAUGUCAUCCUGGUUUAGAGGCCUAGGCUCUGGCUUGGGCCACUCCUUGGGUCAGGUGGGAGGCAGCUUGGCUUCCCCCACUGGCCAAGUCUCCAACUGCACCAUAGAUAUGCCUGUGGAGGUCUCCAAAGCUGUGGAAGCCCAUUCACUUCAUUGUCAGAGAAAGAAAAUUGAAGCCAGGAAAUCAAGGUUGAGAUCUGAGAAUAAAAGACUUAAAAAAUAUUGUAGUGAUCUGGAAAAAAAGCAUGAAGCAUCAGAGCUUCAAAUAAACCUUCAAUCUACAAGUUACCGAAACCAACUGCAACAGAAACAGGUAGAAAUCAGCCAUCUUCAGGCAAGCCAAAUGGCACUACAGGAGCAGGUGUUGGGCCUGCAGUCAGCUGCUCAAUCAGUACCUUCAGGAGCGGGUGGUGUACCAGCCACCAGCGCACCUUGUUCAUCCGGUAAUGGACUCAGUGAAAUCUGCAAACUACAACAUACUAUUAAGGUCCUGGAACAAAACCGAAGUCAGGACAUGGAUCAUCACCAACAUGAAAUGUCUGUUUUGCAGAAUGCACAUCAACAGAAACUGGCAGAGUUAAAUCACCAGCAUCAACAGGAGUCAAAUGACUAUGAAGGACGGAUUGCAGAACUGGAAAAGCUGUUACACCAAGGUGACUCAAUUUCUCCACAGAGUUCAUCAGUGGGAGAAGUGUUGAGAAUACAACAAGCCCUGUCUGAUGUUGAAAAUGAAAAAAUGAGUUUGAGUAGUUUAAAACAAGAUACUAGUCUUGCUGAAGACAAUCUGAAACUUCAAAUGCAUGUCCAAGUUUUAGAAAAAGAGAAAUCAUUAUUGAGUCAAGAAAAGGAAGAACUUCAGAUAUCACUUUGCAAAUUGAGCUGGGAAUAUGAAGUCAUUAAAAGUUCAGCUUCAACAGACAUGAAUUUGAAUGUACAAAUACAUGACUUAACACUUAACUUGGACGCUAAGGAGCAAGAACUGAAUGAAAGUAUUAACGAAAAGGAAAUGCUGAUAGCUGAGUUAGAAAAACUGGACAACGAGAACCAGGAAGCUACAAAGCACAUGAAUUUGAUAAUAGAUGAGCUAUCAAAACAGCAAAAUGAAGGAGAUGGUCUAAUCACGAAAUUGAAACAAGAUCUAGAUGACAAAAAAGAGAGAGUUCAUCAAUUUGAGGAGGAUAAAAUGGACAUAACUAAAGAGUUGCAUGUAGAGAAAGAAAAGUUAAGUGAGAGUGCACUGAGCCUCCGUGAUUUGCAUUUAACCAAGCAGAAGCUUGAAGAUAAAGUUGAAGAUUUAGUAAAUCAGCUAAGUCAGUCACAAAAAAGUAGUUUAAAUAUCCAGCAGGAAAACCUGGAACUUAAGGAAUUCAUUAGCGAAAAGGAAGAGGAACUAUGUAAAGUUCAGAACGAGUUAAGACAUGCUGUUAAUGAAGACUCUCAUUUUAAGGAUGACUUGCUUAAAGAAGGGGAAGUCGAAAUUACAAACUUGAAGCAAAAUCUUGCAGAAGUAGAACAGCUCAAUGAAAAUUUAAAGAAAGUUGCUUUUGAUCUGAAAAUGGAAAAUGACAAGUUGAUUUCAGCAUGUGAAGAUGUAAGGCAUCAAUUGGAAGAAUCUAUUGCUGGUAACAACCAAAUUUCUCUAGAAAAAGACACUAUUAUGGAGACUCUGAAAACAGAGAAAGAACAGAUAGAAGUAGAACUGUGUCAGGCCAAAAAGAAACUGUUGGAAGAAGCAAACAAUUACAGGCAGACUAUUCAGGAACUCUCAAAUGUAUGUAAUUGUAAUACCUCUGCCUUACAGCUGGAACAGGAGCAUGUAGUGCAACUCAGUCAAGAGAAAGACUUUGAAAUAGCAGGACUCAAAAAGAAUAUUGAGCAAAUGGCUACUGAUCAAAAAGAAACUAAGGAAAUGUUGGCAUCUCGUUUAGAAGAACAGAAGCAAUUGAUGCAACUUAUAAAUGAGAAAGAAAUUUUUAUUGGCCAACUCAAACAAGAAAGUUCAGCACUGCAAAAGGAUUUGGAUAAGUGUUCUCAGGCCUUAAAACAAAAUGAAACUUUAAGGCAGACCAUAGAGGGUAAAGACAGAAGUCUUAGCUCCAUGAAAGAAGAAAACAGUCAUCUGCAAGAAGAAUUGGAAAGACUUAGGGAACAGCAGAAUCGAGUUGGAGCUGUGGCUGAGCCUCAAACCCUCGAUAGUAUCACAGAACUAGAAUCUGAGGUAUCUCAACUGAAUAUCAUCAAGAAUCAUCUGGAAGAGGAAGUUACACAUCAUCAAAAGGUCAUUGAAGAUCAAAACCAGAGUCAAAUGCAGCUACUUCAGUCUCUACAGGAGCAGAAGGAGGAAAUGGAUAAAUUGAAAUACCAGUAUGAGCAGAUGAAGGCUGCACAUACCCAACUGUUUUUUAAAAAAGACAAGGAAAUUAAGAAUUUGCAGAAAACCAUCGAACAAAUAAAAGCCCAGGGGCAUGAAGAGAGACAAGUCAUUCAAACAGAGAAUGCCAAUAUUUUUCAAGAAACAAAAGUAAAAAGCCUUAAUAUAGAAAAUGGGAGUGAAAACCAUGACAUGUGUAAAGCCAAAAUGGAAAAAUUUGUGAAAAGAAUCAAAGAAGGAGUACUUGAGAUUAAACUUCUGAAUGAAAGGAAUAUAUCUUUAACCAAACAGAUUGUUCAGCUGUCUAAAGAUGAGGUUGAGAAACUCACUCAAAUUAUCCAGCAGAAAGACAUGGAGAGACGAGCUCUUCCUGCUAGAUAGUCUCCAGUUUCAUACACCUAGGAUGUCCUUGACCUCUAGCAGUAACUCUAGACUUCACUAUGGAAAGAGAACAUUUUAAAUGAGAAGAUCCAAAAGUGUCCCCAGCAUACCUUUGAGACCAGAUGAGAAAACUAUGCUUAAUAGUUCUUUUUCAGGACUUUUUGUUCAGUUUCUGGAAACAGAAUCUCGUUGUCACUAGGGGGCAAAAUUGUGAUGUAUGCACUUGAGGGGAGAAAUAAAGAAUGUUUAUGUACUUCUGCCCCUUUCAAUGCUUUAUUCACUCAAAUUACUAAUUUCACUCUAUAGGUUCUUAAUCAAGAAAGCAACAACCCUUAAUGCUAAGCACUGCAAUAGACAUAACUAAUUCACAGCAAACAAUUCUAGAUUAAUUCUAAGCACUGCAAAACACACUUAAUCAUGAUAGGCUAAUGACAGACAUUUCCUCUGCGUGCUAAAUUCAAAAUUCCUAAGCCUUAGGCUUUAAGUCCAUCAGAUGCAUACUAACUCAGACUGCGGUGAUCAGGUCCAUAAUCAAGGCAGGCUUUUCCUGGCAUGCAGUGGACGACUGGUUGAGGAGAGGGUCCUAGGGAGAAGUUGUGGCUCUCACCAAGGUCCAGACGAGGCGGUAGAGUUUGAGAGCAGUGAGGAUCACACAGAGGCUCAGAAAAUUAUGACAAGUGAUGGGAUGUCAGGUCCUUAGCAGGCUUUCCAGCUUGAGUGCAUCUUUGUUUGGGCUGGCUGAAUUCCUGUUCAUUUGCUCUAUUAUUUAUACUAAAUUUGGGGGCUUUUGACCCCCCUUUCAAUCCUUAUCAGCUACCACCAGAUUACUCAGUGACAUCAUUUACCCUGGGGUCAGAAACAACUUUUCUGGUGGUCUCCACCCUAAUUGAGAUUCUCCCCUUUCCCUCUUAUCAGGAGAGGACAGCCUGCCAGGGACUUCUCUCUGUUUAACAGAGUGAGGGGAAGCAAUUUGUUUGAGGACAUACUGGAGGACUCUGUGGGUGUGCCUAGUGAAACUGCAGGUUUCAAACUGGAGUUUUUAAAACGGAGUUGCUUAGGCUCAGGCCUAAGGCCUUCCUAACAUUCAUCCAGCUAUUCUACCACCAAAACUUUCUGUUCAUGCCAUGAAACUUUUAGACUCGCUAGGAAGGAGAAAGCAAGGGGCAAAAGUACCAGGAAGUUUUAAAGAUGCAGCAGAAUUCAGAGCUGGUAGAAGAACCAUUCUUGGCUCCCCAUUUGGAAGCUGUGACUCUUAUUAAUGCAGCUGGAUUUGGACCUGAUGGACCUGGGCAUCUUCAUUUGACCUGUACACUAUUGCCAAUGCCCCUUGACAACAGCCCCAGAGUUGUACUAAAGGACCUUUUAAAGCAAUACGUGAUUCUUAAGCCAGAGAUGAUUUAGCACUUUAAAGAAGCCAUAAACACAAGGUACUUCUCACAGUUUGGCAUUUUGGAAAAAAAGUCCCGUAUUUAUAGAAAAAAGAUAAAGAAAAAAGGCUGAUAUAUAGAG
Messenger RNA from Marmota monax (woodchuck), 4898 nucleotides. RefSeq names its product thyroid receptor-interacting protein 11-like. Gene Ontology annotation, biological process: Golgi organization; endoplasmic reticulum to Golgi vesicle-mediated transport. Gene Ontology annotation, cellular component: Golgi apparatus. The transcript has a single exon. Lineage: Eukaryota; Metazoa; Chordata; Mammalia; Rodentia; Sciuridae. Gene Ontology annotation, molecular function: small GTPase binding. The coding region runs from base 639 to 3389 and encodes 916 amino acids. The record is from RefSeq and is a predicted model, not a curated record.